Molecule: messenger RNA, 3434 nt
Organism: Apodemus sylvaticus (European woodmouse)
Lineage: Eukaryota; Metazoa; Chordata; Mammalia; Rodentia; Muridae
Gene: Jrkl
Product: JRK like
Exons: 1
Coding region: 481-2052 (523 amino acids)
Cellular component (GO): nucleus
Molecular function (GO): DNA binding
Source: RefSeq, a predicted model, not a curated record
UCUGUGGCGCGGCUUCCGGGAGCACGCGCUGAGGGAGGAGCGGCUGCGUCGCCUUGUUGGGGAGCCGCUGAGGUGGGAGAGCGGCGUGGGGCGUACGGGGUGGGAGGACGGAGCGGGCCGGGCCGGGGCGACGGCCUGAUUGCGGGUGGAGGCGCCGGCAGGCCUGUUCCCUGGGGAAGAGCAGCCUGGCCUCCUUCCGCUCUGCGCCAACUUUGGGGUGUGGCAGUGAAGGGCCUGUACGCCGGGCCUGGACUGGAGCGGUAACUGCAGCCACAGCAGCACUAAAUCACAAGUCUCUAGUCCCGAUUAUCCGCGAGGAUGUGAGGCCUCCUCAGCCUCACUUCUGGUAAAGGCCUGCCCCGCAGAUCUCCUGUCACCUUCUGCCUUGCCCUUGCUAGCCCAGCGUCAUCAGGGCUGCAGAGGCUGAAACAGGUCGAGUGUUGUUAAGGACGGCCACAAACUGAGUUCCAGAUUCCCACCAUGUCAGGGAAGCGGAAGCGUGUGGUAUUGACUAUUAAAGAUAAACUUGAUAUCAUAAAGAAACUUGAAGAUGGAGGUUCUUCCAAGCAGUUGGCGGUGAUUUAUGGAAUUGGUGAAACAACAGUCAGGGAUAUAAGAAAAAAUAAGGAAAAGAUCAUAACUUAUGCAAGCAGCUCUGACUCCACAAGUCUUCUGGCCAAGAGAAAGUCUAUGAAGCCAUCCAUGUAUGAGGAACUAGACAGAGCAAUGUUAGAGUGGUUCAAUCAGCAGCGAGCUAAAGGGAAUCCCAUAUCUGGACCAAUUUGUGCCAAACGGGCAGAGUUCUUUUUCUACGCUCUGGGGAUGGAUGGUGAUUUUAACCCUUCUGCUGGUUGGUUAACACGCUUUAAGCAGCGACACAGCAUUAGAGAGAUUAACAUUAGAAAUGAACGAUUAAAUGGAGAUGAGACUGCUGUGGAAGAUUUUUGUAACAACUUUAGAGAUUUUAUCGAACAGGAAAAUCUGCAGCCAGAACAGAUCUACAAUGCAGAUGAGACUGGACUCUUUUGGAAGUGCCUACCUUCCAGGACUGCAAUAAUUAAAGGCAAAUGUGCUGUCCCUGGGCACAACUUAGGUGAAGAAAGAAUCACCGUUAUGUGUUGCACCAAUGCAACAGGCUUGCACAAACUUAAACUUUGUGUUGUGGGCAAAGCAAGGAAACCUCGUUCCUUCAAGUCAACUGACACCUUAAACCUGCCUGUCUCUUAUUUCAGCCAGAAAGGUGCAUGGAUGGAUCUCUCCAUUUUCCGACAAUGGUUUGAUAAGAUUUUUGUGCCUCAGGUUCGAGAGUACUUAAGAUCCAAAGGCUUGCAGGAGAAAGCAGUGCUCUUGCUGGAUAAUUCCCCAACACAUCCAAAUGAAAAUGUCCUGAGAUCAGAUGAUGGUCAAAUAUUUGCUAAAUAUUUACCACCUAAUGUAGCUUCAUUGAUUCAACCCUUGGGUCAAGGAGUCAUAGCAACCAUGAAAAGAAACUAUCGUGCAGGUCUUCUCCAUAACAAUUUGGAAGAAGGUAAUGACCUAAAAUCAUUCUGGAAGAAGCUGACUCUGUUGGAUGCACUUUAUGAAAUAGCAAUGGCAUGGAACUUAGUAAAGCCAGUUACUAUUAGCAGAGCUUGGAAACAGAUUCUUCCUGCCAUGGAAGAAAAAGAAGGGUUGGACUUUGAUGAAGAUAUUUCUGGUGCUACUGUGGCUACCAUUUUACAGCAUACCAAAGGACUGGAAAAUGUGACUCCUGAAAAUUUGGAAAAGUGGCUUGAGAUUGAUAGUACUGAGCCAGGGUAUGAAGUGCUGACUGACAGUGAAAUCAUCAGAAGAGCCCAAGGCCAGACAGAUGAAUCCAGUGAAAAUGAUGAGGAAGGAAUUGAACUGAUUCCAGAGAAACAUAUAAAUCACACAACUGCUCUCCAAUGGACUGAGAAUUUAUUAGAUUAUCUAGAACAGCAAGGUGAUAUGAUUCUACCUGACAGACUGGUAAUACGUAAGCUUAGAGCCACCAUCAGAAAUAAACAGAAAAUGACAAACCCAGGUCAAUAACAGCAUUUGAAUUUUAUCAUUGUUAUAAUUGUAUUUGUGACUCUUUUCAAUGUGGUGUAAUUUUAUUCAUGUUAUACAUUGUCAAACUAAUCCUGUGAAGUACAUAUCCAAAGUAUAUCCAAAGUGGUUUAAGAAUUGUGUUUCAUUAUGUGUCUUAUCCCCUUACUUGUUUUUUUUUUUUGUUGUUGUUGUUGUUUUGUUUUUGGAGACAGGGUUUCUCUGUGUAGCCCUGGCUGUCCUGGAACUCACUCUGUAGACCAGGCUGGCUCGAACUCAGAAAUCCAUCUGCCUCUGCCUCCCAAGUGCUGGGAUUAAAGGCAUGUGCCACCACCGCCCAGCCUUAUCCUCUUAUUUGUAAAAACAGAACUCCCCUUAUUUGUAAAAACAGAACUACUUCUGUGUAUAUAUAAAUGGCACUCAUAUAUUUGCUUCUGCGAAUUAGUGACCUGUUCUCUAGGAGUAGCAUUCCUUACAUUUUCUAGCUUUAGAAGUUACAGUGAACAGAUUGAGCACUUUCCUGAAUUCUUUUGCUUAAAUUUUAAGGGCUGCAAUAGCAAUCUUUUCUUGUGCUAACCAUAUUAAAUGGUUGUCUGGUUUUUGUAUUUGUAUAGGCUGAAAAUUAAUUAGAUUUUAGGAUGAUAUAUAAUAAUAUAAAAAUGAAAUUCAGUAAUAAUGGUGGAGAUCUAUGAAUUAUAAAGAAUAGUAUCAUGUCUGUUUUCUUACUUUGUGGGUGGAAAAGAUAACUCUGGAAAUGCAUUAUUUGUACGAAGUCAUUUUAAGUGAGAGAAAACAGCAAGCUGAUUUUUGGGAAGUAUCAUUCAUUUGAAGGAAACGGUAUUGAAAAUUUGGGAAACAAUGGGUUAUUUAUACAAAGAAAAAUAAUUUGGUCUUUUAUUUUGAGUUGAAUAACAGUAUAGAAUUAUUUAUUUACCUAAUUUUUCAUAAAUGGAUUUAAUUAUUACAUGUAAUAGUAACUUCCACUAAUAUUUGGGAAACAUCUGAAAUUUGAAAGUUAUUUUUUUUUUUUUUACUGAGUCUUUAGAAAUAUCUAUAACUUGAAAAGCUUUUGUCAUACUUGGCUGAUUUUAUUUGAUAUGAAAAAAUAAACUUUUUAUUUUAGAUAAUUCAUAUGUUUGUAUUCUUUUUUUUUUUGAAGAAAGCAGAAAUAACUGGGAUGUGCUAGGUAUAACAAUGUUAAUUUUUUUGACACAAAAAGUAAUUUUGUAAUUUGUCCUAAGAAUUUUGACAGAUUUUCUUAAUUCUGCUAAUCUAAGAUAUAGAAUAUAGUUUGCAUAUGUUACAAUUACUAUUAUUUAAAAGAAAAGUAUUUUUAUUAUAGCAUGUCUGAGCUCAAAACUUAUUAAAGAACAGAAUUGGUCACA